AUGUCGCUGUCGCGCGGGGCCAGCGAGCCAAAGGACCGCAGGGGCUGCCCCCAACGGCAAAGCUCUACAGAGAGACCAUCGGGAGGCUGCAGCGACGGCGGCUGGGGCGGCUCCGCAUUUAAAAUGACCGCCAAGUGUAGUGCUGAAGUGCUGCCCGCUGUUCCUAAGCGCAAGAAGGCUGUGAUGUGCCUUAUGGAGAAAAUACGGGUCUUAGAUAAGCUGCGUUCAGGCAUGAGUUGUAGUGCUGUUGGCCGUGAGUUCAAUGUUAAUGAAUCGACAAUCCGGUACAUCAAGAAAAAGGAAAAGGAAAUUCGCCGAUCUGUACGUGAGGCUGCUCCGGAGAGUGCUAAAGUGACAUCUAUAGUGCGUGAGGAAGCUAUGGAGAAGAUGGAAAAGCGACUAAAUUUGUGGAUUCAUGAGAUGACAACCGAUAAAAAAGGUGUGGUGGACAGCAUUGUUGUGAGGCUGAAAGCCAAAGAAAUUUACGGUCAUGUUACCCAGGGUCAGAAAAAUGUUAAACCCUUCUCGGCUAGUGCUGGCUGGCUUGCGCGUUUCAAAAGGCGAUAUGGUGUGAAAAAUAUUAAACUUGCAGGUGAGGCAAGUUCUGCAGAUCAGGAGGCUGCGCAAGAAUUUAAAAAACACUUGCUAAGUGUUAUAGAGGAAAAGGGAUAUGUGGAAGAGCAGGUUUUCACCGCUGACGAGACUGGCUUAUUUUACAAGGACGUUGGCAAACGAACCUAUAUAACGCAAAUGGCUUCCCAAGCCCCUGGCUUUAAAUCAUCCCAAGACUAUGCAACCUUGCUGUUGUGCGCCAAUGCCAAGGGCGACUUUAAGUGCAAACCUCUAAUGGUGUACAGAGCCCAGAAUCCACAAGCAGUUACAGGGAAAAGUGUGAACCAUAUGCCCGUCCAUUGGAGGUGGAACAAAAAAGCAUGGAUGACAUCCGAUUGGUUCCACAACUGCUUCAUACCAGAAGUUGAAUGCUAUCUCCAGGGCAGAAACCUUGCCUUCAAGGUUUUAUUAAUUUUGGAUGAUGCCCCAGUGCAUUGCUGUGAAGAACUCAGAAAUGCCCACCCCAACGUAGAAGUUCUUUUCAUGCCUCCAAACACUACGUCUCUCAUUCAGCCCCUGGAUCAGGGCAUAAUAAAAGCAUUCAAGGCGCACUAUACCAGGGAGCUUUAUAGCAAGGCCUUGGAGGCCCUCAAGGCCAACAAGGAAACCACCAUGAUGGACUAUUGGAAGUCAGUCACUAUACGCAACGUUAUUGAUUAUGUUGGCACAGCCUGGGACAGCAUCAAGCAGGCUACUAUCAAUAACUGUUGGAAAAGUGUUUGGCCAGACUGUGUGGAAAAUUUCGAAGGCUUUGAAAGUGUUACAGAAAGUAUAAAGAACAGCGUCAAAAACAUAAUGCACAUCGCACGGCAAAUAAGUGGAGAAGGCUUUGAUGACAUGAAAGAAGACGAUGUGGAGGAAAUUUUGGCAGAGAAGGCAGUAGAACCCACCAACGAAGACCUGGAUGAGAUGGCAAAACACGGCACUGGAGUCAGCAACGACGAGGACAGUGAUGAAAGUCAGACUAAGACUUCAAGAAUUGUCCCUCUUACAGUGGCCAAAAUAUCAGAAUGGAAUUCUGCCUUGGAAAAAAUUUUCAAUGACAUGGAAGAAUGUGACCCUAUGCUUGAUCGAAGCCUCAAAUUUAAGCACCUAACCUCCACUGCGUUUGCCCCUUAUGCCGAGAUGCUCAAAGAUUUGAGGCAAAAAGCCAAGCAGACAAGGCUGACCCAAUUUUUCGAGCCAGUUUGGGAGGGAAAAUUGCCAGUUCCAUCAACAAGUCAGGAGAGCCAAACUCCUAAGGUUGAACUGCCAGAUGUCAACAUGCCACCCUCUUCCUCUUCAGCAGAAUAA
This is a messenger RNA of Equus quagga, 1905 nucleotides long. Its product is annotated as tigger transposable element-derived protein 1. The record is from RefSeq and is a predicted model, not a curated record. Bases 1 to 1905 code for a protein of 634 amino acids. NCBI's taxonomy places the organism in Eukaryota, Metazoa, Chordata, Mammalia, Perissodactyla, Equidae. Gene Ontology annotation, molecular function: DNA binding. Gene Ontology annotation, cellular component: nucleus. The transcript is spliced from 2 exons.